Python bivittatus (Burmese python) is the source of this 5885-nucleotide messenger RNA. NCBI's taxonomy places the organism in Eukaryota, Metazoa, Chordata, Lepidosauria, Squamata, Pythonidae. The record is from RefSeq and is a predicted model, not a curated record.
CUGUCCCUGUGGAUCCUGGGAGCCAGAAGAGACAAGAGGAAUGAUCUGACCUGCUUGCCAAGGAAGCCCCCGAGCAGCUCCGGAGCCAUGGCAGAAGGACCUUCUGUUCCCGUGGCCGAGUGGCUCCGAGGUCUCCGCCUGGACCAGUACAUCGAGAUCUUUGAGCAGAACGAGCUGAGGUGCCUCCUGGAUUGCCAGCACCUGACCGACGAGGCUCUCACCCGCCUCGGGGUCCUGCUGCCAGGCCAUCGCAAGCGCAUCCUCUCGGGCCUGAUGAAGGCCUUCACCGAGUCUCCGUCCACCACGGAAGGUCCCCGGUUGCCGCCCAGGAGGCCGAUCCCCAUGAAACGCAACAUCUUCCGCUCUUGCUCGGGGACAGUUGCUUCCCUGCCAGAGCAAGAGGCCAAACGUGACUUGGCAGUGCCAAGCGGCAAGGGGUCGCCCCCGGACCGGGAGUUGGAGGUCCCUGUCAUCCUCCCGCUUGUUCCACCCCCUAUCCCUCCAAGGACAAGCUGCCACCCGCCGGUGAAGUUCUCUGCUUCUCUCCCGGAGCCUCCUGGGGACCCUUACCUGGAUUUGCCUUUCCCUUUGCGUUGCCCUUCUCCGCAGCCGGCUGGCGAGAGACUCAGCCCCACCUUUCCGGAGGAGGCGGCCAAACCCCCACUGCCCCCUCUGCCUGCCAAGCGCCACCAGCUGGAAAGCAAGCCCUCCGCCCAGAAAGCACCACCAGUACCCUCGCGCCCACCCACGUUGCCUCCCCGAGUCGUGCAGCAGAAAGGAGCUCCAAGGAUGGACGAAAGGUUGACCAACGGUUGCGAGGAAAAAGGGCAGGAUGUUCAAGUCAGAGGUCGAAAAGGCAGUUUGUAUGGCAAGAAGGAGCUCGAGACGAUUCAAAAGCCUUUCCCGGGCAAUGUGUCAGAAGCGUACAGAGGGUGUGGGAGCAUUGACCGCCGUGGUUGGCCUCUUGCCUUCCGGCUUCUGACACGUUCAACCGAGUUCUUUCCAGGAAGCCUUGAACCAGGAAGUGCCCAGAAAGCGAGCAGCGGUGCGCAUGCCCCUGUGUCGCCAAGCCGUGGUGCCCCCGAGAGAGGCUCUCCUGGCUGGCCCCCUUCCCGCCCCCGCCCCAGAUGUGCGGGCUGUCUGCCUUCUGCCCGGAGGACGCUGAGGGCCGCCUCGGAGGGGGCAGCUGAUUCCCGAGGGGGCCUGCGCCUUGCCGUGGCCCUGCCAGCCUCGGGGGGCCGGCUGGCCUGCGAGGGGAAGGUGGCUGUGUGGCUCCCCACCCCUGUUCCCAGUUCUCCUGCAAAAGAGAAACCUCCAGAAUCUGAGGACCUGCACAUCAUACCCCCCACCCUUCUUCCACGAGCCAAGUUACCAGAACAGAAUACAGGCCCCGAGAUCCCUCCAAAGCCACCCCUCCUGUUGCAUCCAGAGUUUGAUGAUUCCGAUUAUGAGGAGCCCCCAUUUGAGGAGGAGAGAGAAACUUUUAUGGAAGAAAUGACUGACAAGGAGGCCACACCGGAGACACGGCGCUCAGUCCGGCUCAACAGCCUAUUCAGUGAAGACGAGCUGAUUGAAGAUCAUUUCAAAGAGGAAACAGCCACUAACUCCAAGAACGACUUGCACUUGGUGGAAUCACCUGAGUCUCUGUUUUGGGGUCUCGCCCUUAAUAUCCUGCCUGGAGGCUUCCUCACCCUGCCUGCCUUCUCUCUUGCAGCUGAACGCAACGAGUGGAUGAAGGCUGUGCAGAAGAUGGUGGAUGAAAAGAAGACCAAGUGCUUGCACAGAGCGCCCCGUGUCCAGCUGGCCAGCAGCAGCUUUGACCCCGUGGACAAGAGUGGACUCCUGGAGCUACGGGGCUUUAAAAGCAAGCUGUACGUGGUCGUGGCUGGGGAGAAGGUUUUCCUCUAUAAGAACGCAGAGGAGUUCCGGCUGGGCAUUGGAAUCACCUACAUCGAGAUGAACGUGGGGAACGUGAAGGAUGUGGACAGGAGGUGCUUUGAUCUGACGACGCCCUACCGGAUCUUCAGCUUUGUUGCUGAAUCCGACCAGGAGAAAGAGGAAUGGGUGGAAGCGAUGCAGCAGUCUGUUGCUGAGGCCCUCUCCAACUUUGAGGUGGCCGAGAGGAUCUGGGCCGUGGAGGACAACUGCUUCUGUGCUGACUGCAGGGCCCCCAAGCCAGACUGGGGCUCCAUCAACCUCUGCGUGGUCAUCUGCAAGCGAUGUGCAGGGGAACAUCGAGGGCUGGGACCCAGCGUCACCAAAGUGCGGAGUCUCAAGAUGGACAAAAAAGUCUGGACGGAGGAGCUGAUCGAGCUCUUCCUCCAGAUCGGCAACGCGGUGGCCAACCAGUUCUGGGCCGCCAACGUCCCCCCCAGCGAAGCCAUCCACCCCCUGAGCGACAGCCAGGAGCGGCGGCAUUUCCUGGUGGCCAAAUACCGGGAGGGCAAAUACCGCCGGUAUCACCCGCUUUUCGGCAAUCAGGAGGAGCUCAACAAGGUUGGUGGCUGGGUGGCACGUGGGCUGAAGCUCGUCUGCCUGGGCCUCUGCACGCAAGCCAGUUGGGUUGGGCGUGGGGUCCUGGGGAGCAGGGAGGAGUCGUCUCAAACAGAGCCGUGGCAUGGAUAUUCAUGCCCAAAGAAUUCUACAGCGAAGGACCCUUUGGGGGGCAGUAGCAUGGAUUUUGAAAGAAGGGGCCGGUCCUGCCGUUGCCUGCUGAGAUGUCUCCUGGAGCGUCAGCCACCGCCUGACGUCCAUUUGCCAACCUUUUCCUUGUGUCUCGUGUUUUCAGAGACCCCUCAGCUGGAUGCUGGCACCGAUUCUGACAGGUGCUACUCGGUCAUCUUGCUCUCCGUUGCCCACAAUGGCUUCCUGUACAAAACUCCCUCCAUGGCCAAGCUGGUUCACGAACGAAAAUCCCGGGAAGAAUUCAGCCGCCGCUGGUGCCAGUUGCAUGAGGGCAUCUUCAGCUACUACGAGAGCAACACCAACACCGUCCCCAACGGAGAGAUCAGGAUGCAGGAAAUUGUGUGUUUGGCAACUAACCCGCCGGACACACACGGGUUUGCAAACACUUUUGAGAUGUACACUGAGACGGAGAGACUCUACCUCUUUGGCCUGGACAGCCCCAAGGCCAUCAGGGAGUGGGUCAAAUGCCUUGCAAAGGCUUUCAUCCCUCCUGCCGCAGAAGGUCUGCUGAACCAGGAGUUUGAGCGUCUCGGGCGGCUGCGCUACAAGGGCGGCCUGAACCUGGAGCGGGCCAAGGAGGGCUGGUUCGCCCUGGUGCAGUCCACCCUCUACGCCUUCCUGGAGGGCAGCGAGAAGGAGGAGGUCAUCCAGCUGCGGAAGCUGCAGGAGCUCUCUCUCGAAAAUGAUGUCCUCGUCCUGGUGGAAAGGAGGAGAACGCUCUACAUCCAAGGCGAGAGAAGACUGGACUUUAUGGGUUGGGUGGGGGCCAUCCAGAAAGCAGCUGGCAGCUCCGGGGACACCUUGUCGGAGCAACAGCUCACGGAGAUGGAUAUUCCCAUCAUUGUGGACCGAUGCAUCGAUUAUAUCACCCAGUGCGGACUGACCUCACAAGGCAUCUAUCGGAAAAGCGGGCAGAACUCCAAGACCACCAGCCUGCUGGAAAUGCUCCGGAAAGAUGCCCGCAAGGUCCGUCUCAAAGAGGAAGAUCACCAGAUAGAUGAUGUCGCCAACACCCUCAAGCGGUUCUUCCGGGACAUUGAAGAUGGACUCUUCACCAAAGACUGCGCCCAGGCCUGGCUGAAAGUCCCAGCCCUAGAGGACACUGCCGAAAGGGUCAGCCGCUACCGUAGGCUCCUCAACAGCCUCCCGGCCGUCAACAAAGCCACGGUGAAGGCACUGAUCAACCAUCUCUACCGCAUCCAGUGCUUUUCGGACGAGAACCAGAUGACCACCCACAACCUGGCUAUUGUCUUUGGGCCAACGCUCUUCCAGACGGACGGCAAGGACUACAAGGCCGGGCAAGUGGUGGAAGAUCUCAUCAGAUGCUACAUGGAAAUCUUCAGUGUGGAUGAGGAAGAGAUGAGGAAGCAGCAAGAGGAGAUCCGGGCGAUCUUGAAGAUGCGCAUCGCGGGCUCAUCCAGCGGGACCCAGCAGGCUGGUGACUUCAUCUGCACGGUGUACCUGGAGGAGAAGAAGUUGGAGGCAGAGCAGCACGUGAAGAUUCCUGCCACAAUGACGGCAGAAGAGCUGACUUUCAAAAUCUUGGACCGGAGGAAAAUCACCACGAAGGAGAAGGAUUUCUGGAGCUGCUUUGAAGUCAACGAGCGAGAAGAGGCAGAACGCCCCUUGCACUACAGCGAGAAGGUCCUUCCCAUCGUGCACAGCCUGGGGAAGGACAGCUACCUGGUUGUGAAGAAGCAGCUGUCGAUGGAGAACAUGCUGCUUUACUUGGCCAGCAAGGCGGGCGACAGCAAGCACGGCAUGAUGAAGUUCAGGGAGGAGAAGAACGUGCUCGGGGUGGGGCUGAGCACCGGCUUCCACGACCGAUACUUCAUCCUCAACAGCCACAACCUCCGUCUCUACAAAGAAGUCCGGAGCCAUAAGCCCGAAAAAGAAUGGCCGGUGAAGAACCUGAAAAUCUACCUGGGGAUUAAAAAGAAAGUCCGUCCGCCCACUUGCUGGGGCUUCACCGUCUUCUUUGAGAACGAGAAGCAGGAGAAGCAGCAGUGGUACCUCUGUUGCGACACCCAGAUGGAUAUGCGGAUAUGGUUUGCGACCUUCCUCUCCGUGCAGCAUGGAGGCAACAUCUGGCCUUCGGAGUCCUCCAAGAUCCGGACACCCCAGACGCAACCAGAUUCCCGGCUGGGUAACAUCUCACUGAUUCCCCUGCGAGGCAGCGAGAAUGAGAUGCGGAACAGCGUGGCUGCCUUUGUGGCUGACCCCCUGACGGUUGGACAGCGGAGGACAAGACCAGGGAAGGGCAGCCCAGAAAGCGAAGGGCUGGUCUGGUCCAGCAGGGUGGGGAGGGAGGGAGGGGUGCCCAGAAUCAAAGACAGCCUUUUGGUGUCCCUGGAAGACCCAAGGCAGCAGCAGUGACCCAUGCAACAAGCGGGGGUUUGCAGAGAGCCCUGGACCUGAAGCAGGUUGUCGAAGCCAGCGGGAUCGAGAUGGGCCUCCAGCCACGGUUUGCCACCUUCCUCGCCUGCAGCCUGGACCCUGGCUUCCUGGGGGCUUUGUUCACCCCAAAAGCUCCCCCAAGACCCUUCCUGCCCUUCCGUCAUCUCUCGUGGAUGUUUGAUAGAAAGGAUGCUGAGCUGGGUUGCAUAGUCUGGGUUUUACCAGUAACUUGAACUUUUGCUGGAGACAAGGAUGUUCUGGGUGGAAGAGGACCCCCUUUGCUUCCCCAGCAGACCGAGCUGAGUGGGGAGGAAGACCAUGGAGGCCCCCUUUUUCUGCCUCUCAGCGGGGUGUUUGUGGUGGCUCUGAAGGGGCCUGCUGCCACACCCAGCAUUUCAGCUCCUGCCCCCUUUUCUCCCUUUCUGGACCCGUGAAACCCUUCCAUGGGGCACGGAGAGCAGGAGGAGGGAAGCUGCUUCCGGCAGGAUGACCGGCCAAAACCAGCCUCUGAUGCCUCCCCCUUGGGGUCCCCGCUUCUGCACCCACCUCUCUUCUGCUGCCCAUCUGGAAUCACCUGGAGGAAGGAGACACGGAGAGCAGCGUGGCUGGUUCAGGCCCGGCGGUCCUGCGAGGCAGGGGACCAACACUGCUGCUGGGGGGGGUUCUCUCUGUCCCCUCCUCCAGAUGGGACAUCAGGGACAGAAAGCCCAGCUUGCUCGGGUGCUGUGAAAAGGGAUGGGCGCCAUCUUUUCCAGACAAUGUAUUUUCUUCUUUUUGUAAUCAGAAUAAAUUUAUCAGAAGGA